AUGGCUUCUACAUUGGUGCGCGACCUACAGCAGUUCCGCUACGUGACGACCUUCGCCAACCCAUUACCAUGGCCACAUGUGCGCCACGUCAGCGUUCCUGAGCUGCGCCACGCGGCACCCGACCUCUCCGUCAUGGCGAACCUGAUAUCUGGUCUCUCCGACUGCGCUGUCUCUCUGAAGGACAUCCGCGAGCACAACGACGCUGACAUCCUUCAGCUUCUCCAGGUGCUCCAAGCCUGUCUGCAGUUCUCGCUGUGGUCGCAGAACAUUCUCAAGAAGAAACUGCUGGAGGUGCAGUCAACGCACACCUCUGAGCAGGUAUCGGCGCAACAGCUUGAGAACCUGGAGAAGCGCUACCACACGCUUGAGCAGGAGAUCGCAGCCACGCACAAGGAGCGGGACAUGCUGUCGUUGGGCACGGCAAACCUUCGCGCCUCCCUAGUGCAGAUGGAGACGACGAUUAAGCAGCAAGAGCAGCAGCUGCAGCAAGAACGAAAACGCAGCGCACGUCUGGUGGCCAAGCUGGAGAAGGUGUUGGGUGCGCAGGCACUGGCAGCGCCGUUGAGGUCAACAUCACGUUUGCAUCUCCCUCGACAGCUACAGCAGCGCCCAAUUUAUGAUGUGCACACACCUGCGCCAACGCACCGAACGAAGAAGGCUUCCAUCACGCGCCACUAUCCCCAUAUUCUCAUAGACGACGCAGAUGCGCAGAGAGACGGCACCGCCUCUUUAACAAGCGAUACCUCCUACGGCGACAGCUGUCUGUCAGCCGAGAUCCCCACCAGGGCACACUCCUACCUUUCCCGACCCUGCGAUCGCCUUGAUCCUCUUCCGCCCCCUUUCCUCGAUUGGCGCACCUUGGUACGGUACAUCAUCCGUGAGGAGCAGAGGGUAUCGGCGUGGGCCUCUACCGAUGCUUCACCCCCCGCUGCAGGGCUGCCGGCCGAUGAGAGGCGCACCACGAGCAAGCCGGCAGUGAGCUUGCCUGCCGCAACCACGCCGCGAGACACGGAAGAGAGGCUCCCAUCGUUUCUUUCGGACCUCGCCGCUGGCAUCAGGGAGGACGUCGCCGCGUACUCCCGCGCAGUGACGACACGCACCGAGGAGAUCGCGCAUGCCGUCACGCAGGAGUGCAUGCAGGAAACCGCAAAGGCACAGCAGGUGUUGAUAACGGAGGUGCAAGCUGCACUUGGCAGUCUCGCCGCUGAGUUGGCGAACCACAAACAGCAGAGUGAUACCACACCAUCGCCUGCUAUCAGAACCACCGCAGCGGCAUCCGCCACGAGUGGCGUCCCCAGCCCCCACGCACACGCCGCCUCGACCUCACCGGUGUUGGCGUCUUCGUCUGUGAGGAAAUCUGCUGCCGCAGAGUCGCCGGUGUCCUCCUAUGGCUCCGGCAACGCUCCCGUUACCUCGACCAACGCCCCGCCAACGAACGAGUCGAAACCGCUCCCAUCGCCUCCGAAAGCCUCCGCAUCGCCUCUUCCGCUGACCACCGAUGGUUCGCCGCUAGCGUCGCACCUCCAUUCCUUCUUUGCGUCCAGCGUACCCCAACGCCGCUCCACGGCAGGUCGGGAGGUGCUCGACAACGACUCGAAGCGGCGCACGUGCUUACCAGACUUCUCACCCAGCAUUCUAUGCACGCCGCCCGCCAGCGAGCACGGCGACGCCGCAGCGCUGACAGACGCUGGCAGCGGCGGGCCACCCAGCGUCGUCGCCCGAGCGGAUGAAGAUGAGCGAGACGUCGAUGUGGACCUCCUGCCGCUAGAUAGCUCCUCGUUAACCUCACCACCGGAUUCCUACCAAAGCUCCGACAAAGCGGAUGGCGCGAAUGAAGUCGGUCAGGCGUACCCCAGCGGGCUUGCUAGGCCGUCCUCGGCGCCUCCCGUGUACCCAAGCAAGACCCCGCCAACAGCCGCCGUCGUGGUGCCGUCUGCAGCUUCAUGGCACUUAUCCCCGCACCGCAUACUCAGUUCACACUACUCCAUACACUCUGACGCGAGCGAAGGAAGCUCCCGUGGCUCCUCACAAAUGCUGCGAGAGACACGCGCGCAACUGCAGGCGCUCUUGGAGGAAGAGGAGGCCGCGGUGCGAGCAAAGAACAAUAGAUGA
Molecule: messenger RNA, 2112 nt
Organism: Leishmania braziliensis MHOM/BR/75/M2904
Lineage: Eukaryota; Euglenozoa; Kinetoplastea; Trypanosomatida; Trypanosomatidae
Exons: 1
Coding region: 1-2112 (703 amino acids)
Source: RefSeq, a predicted model, not a curated record